This is a messenger RNA of Camelina sativa (false flax), 757 nucleotides long. The record is from RefSeq and is a predicted model, not a curated record. Lineage: Eukaryota; Viridiplantae; Streptophyta; Magnoliopsida; Brassicales; Brassicaceae.
AGAGCGAGAGAAAAAGUUUGUUGGAGGAUUCUUCUCUCUCUUCUCUCUUUCUCUUCUUCUUCUUUAUCAUCUCUCUCCCUCCAAAGACGGCGACUGUAAUCUUAAAAUCUUUCCUUCAUCGUAAGAUCUCGCCGGAAAAAUAUUUUUUUUUUAAAAACCACUCAAAUCAGAUCUCUUAUAAGAUUCAAAGCUCAUAUCUUUUACCUUUAUUUCUUUCUCUUUCUCGUUUGGUGUUUUUUUUUUUGUUUCGGUUGUAUCUUAAACACGAAGGUGUAGAGAUUUUUCACCGUGGCUUAAGAAAACAGAGGAGGAAGAAAGAAGAAGAAAGAUGGAAGCUAACGGGAAUGAAAGCUUGGUGAAUCCGAAUCUGAGUCAGAGUCAGAGUUUGAGUCAGGAGAGAGAGUUUAUAAGAAGGCAUCAUCAACAUGAGCUUCUUCAGAAUCAGUGUAGCUCUACGCUUGUUAAACAUAUCAACGCUCCUGUUCAUAUCGUGUGGUCACUUGUAAGAAGGUUUGAUCAGCCACAGAAGUAUAAACCAUUUAUAAGUAGGUGUGUGGUGAAAGGGAACAUGGAGAUUGGUACAGUAAGAGAAGUCGAUGUUAAAUCUGGUUUACCAGCUACUAGAAGUACUGAGAGGUUGGAGUUACUUGAUGACAAUGAGCAUAUUCUCAGUAUCAGAAUCGUUGGUGGUGAUCACAUACUCAAGGUUUUUUUUUAUAUAUAUAAACCCACAACAACAAAAAAAACUUUUACUUUU